This is a messenger RNA of Sapajus apella (tufted capuchin), 4467 nucleotides long. RefSeq names its product inhibitor of growth family member 5 (gene ING5). Gene Ontology annotation, biological process: positive regulation of apoptotic signaling pathway; positive regulation of DNA-templated transcription. Gene Ontology annotation, cellular component: nucleus. Lineage: Eukaryota; Metazoa; Chordata; Mammalia; Primates; Cebidae. The record is from RefSeq and is a predicted model, not a curated record. The coding region runs from base 69 to 689 and encodes 206 amino acids. The transcript is spliced from 6 exons. Gene Ontology annotation, molecular function: chromatin binding.
CCCCGCCCCGCCCCGCCUUCCGCGGCACCGCCCGCCCGCGCAGACCCCGAGAGCGGCCGCGGACGAAGAUGGCGACCGCCAUGUACUUGGAGCACUAUCUGGACAGCAUCGAGAACCUUCCCUGCGAACUUCAGAGGAACUUCCAGCUGAUGCGAGAGCUGGACCAGAGGACGGAAGAUAAGAAAGCAGAGAUUGACAUCCUGGCUGCAGAGUACAUCUCCACGGUGAAGACGCUGUCUCCAGACCAGCGUGUAGAGCGCCUGCAGAAGAUCCAGAACGCCUACAGCAAGUGCAAGGAAUACAGCGAUGACAAAGUGCAGCUGGCCAUGCAGACCUAUGAGAUGGUGGAUAAACACAUUCGAAGGCUUGACGCAGACCUGGCACGCUUCGAAGCUGAUCUGAAGGACAAGAUGGAGGGCAGUGACUUCGAAGGCUCCGGAGGGCGAGGACUAAAAAAAGGCCGGGGUCAGAAAGAAAAAAGAGGGUCCCGGGGCCGAGGCAGGAGGACAUCAGAGGAAGACACACCAAAGAAAAAGAAGCAUAAAGGAGGUGGCAACAGCGUUCUGAGUCUUCCUGCUCCUUCCUGCUCCAAACCUGAAGGCCCCAUCCCGACUGAGCCUUUUCUGCAUGAGAGCAGGUCUCCUGCUGGCCUCUUCCUCACCCAGGGCUGUUUCUCAGGAGUGUGCUAGGUUUGAGGAAUGCAGGCACGGCGUCCUCGCGGUGGUGAAGGAGAUCCCAACUCCCUGCAGGAGUCAGGAUUUCCUCUUGAGGGGUCUGCCCUGCUUGAGACCUCAGGAACAACGAGCACCUCUGCAAACACAGGAAGAUCCCGUGGCCUCAUGACAGAAGCUGUGGGGCUGUGGACUGGCAGUGGGGAGCCGGGAGCUCAGUGCAAACACAGGAAGAUCCCCGUGGUCUCAUGACAAAGCCGUGGGGCUGUGGACUGGCAGUGGGGAGCCGGGAGCUCAGUGCAAACACAGGAAGAUCCCGUGGCCUCAUGACAGAAGCCAUGGGGCUGUGGACUGGCAGUGGGGAGCCGAGGGCUCAGCGUGAACACAGGAAGAUCCCGUGAGCUCAGCGCAAACACAGGAAGAUCCCGUGGCCUCAUGACAGAAGCCGUGGGGCUGUGGACUGGCAGUGUGGAGCCGGGAGCUCAGCGCAAACAGAGAAAGAUCCUGUGGCCUCAUGACAGAAGCCGUGGGGCUGUGGACUGGCAGUGCGGAGCCGGGAGCUCAGUGCAAACACAGGAAGGUCCCGUGGCCUCAUGACAGAAGCCGUGGGGCUGUGGACUGGCAGUGCGGAGCCAGGAGCUCAGCAUGAACACAGGAAGAUCCCGUGGUCUCAUGACAGAAGCCAUGGCGCUGUUGCGUAGCAGUGGAGCCUGGAGCUCAGCACUGCCUGCCGGGCAGGUUGUGGCAGUGAUAGAUGAGAAGAUGAUCACAGAUGGCGACAAGUGUGGGACCCCCGUGGCACUGGGCUGGAUCUGGCUUGUGCGCGAGUCUCUUCCUUCUCUGUGCCCCUGGAUGUCAGUGCUGCUGCUGUCCCGUUGCAAGACGUUGAGACGGGCUGGUGAGGCCAGCUCUGAAGCUUCAGGAGGGACAGGAGGGUAGUGCAGUGUGGUGGGCAGACGGAGGGUCCUGAGGACCCAAAGCCUGGGCCUGCCAGGGUGGGGGUGUGCUCCCGUGUGGCUCCAGGGACAUCCUCCUGGCUGUGUGUGGGAGCCUACCUGUCCCUGGGCUCUGGAAUCUGUGGCACACGUCCCUGUCCCCGUUGGCAUAGUGGGUUUUCACGCCCCUCUUGGUCAUGCUGUGGUGCCAGGCUGUUCUACUUCAAGCCAGGUCUUGUUCUCUGCUCGGGACCCGGGAGUGUGUGCCAUCAUGUCCCUGUGGCCUGCCCUCUCCAGGCCUGUUCCCCGCGUGGCCGGGCCCUUCCUGAAAUGGCAGCGUUCCCAGACUGCACAGACUUCGAGUCUCGUCUGAGAUCCCGUGACCUACGGCUGCCCGUGCACUGCUGCUGCCCUGUGGCCCUGCUCUGGCAACAUGGAACCUGUGUGUGUGGACAAAGGGUGGUGUCACCUGUAGCGCCUGGAAUCCUGGAGUUUGGACAGGCAGGAAGCCAUCGGGCUGGGCACAGGGGUUCGCUGGUGCCUCCUGGUGAGGGGUGCCCUCCACACCUCGGCAUUAGCACAGAGAGUGCAUCUUGCGGCAGUGGUGCCAGAGGGAGUCACGGAGCAGCCGCUGACAACUGGGGUUGCCCCAGCCUGUGCAGGGGACAGGGCUCCCCAUGGCCUCCUGGCAGCCUUCCUCAGGGCCAGUAGCAGUGCUCCCUGGCCACGCACCGUGGUGCUCCCUCAGGUGCCACUGGAGAGGCCAGUGAACCCUCUAUGCUGGCCUCAGCUUCUGGGGUGCCUUUGCUUGGGCCAUCCCCUCAGGCCCCCAGCCCUCUCCCACUGGUGAGCACCCUCGAACCCAGUGAUGCUGAGACGUAGGUCACAUGGCAGCUCAGUCAGUAGGGAUGUCGGGUUGGGCUUUGUAGACAGAAUGAGACUCAGUGCAGAAGAGGAUGGCACCACAGGGAGUCUUUGGGGACUGUUGGCUGCAGAGGGUGCUUCCCUGCUCUCUGCAAAGAGACCGCAGGAGCCCCAUGGAGGAGAAGCCACAGAUGGCAGCCCGGAAUUGGCAGGUGGCUGAGACGUAGACCCUCGGAGCGCUGUCGGAGCAGAGACCCGAAGGCUACUUGAGACGGUUGUUUGACAACAGUGUUGGCAGCACCAGGACGCGGACUUGUGGCAUUUAUGGAUUUCAUAAUACAUAUUUAUAAAGAGAAACCCCCACCUGUUCCCAGACAGAGAGCAGAAGAGCAGAUUACCCGCAAGGCAGACAGGCAGGUGCCCCGUGCCAGAGGGCAGUGGGGAGGCUGGCUGUGUGCUGAGCCUAAGCGCGCGUAUGUGUGUACAUACAGGCAAUUGCAAAGGCGUGGAAAAGCUUUAGACAGGCAUUCAAGGAGAAGCUGAGUGUUGAUUCCCUCUGGGACCCGGACUUCUGCUGCGUGGCUGUCCCUCACUGUGGCUGUUUACCUUCUCACGGCCACGUUCCUGCAGCUAACCUGCCGUGGUUACAGAGCAGCUAGGUAUUCUUGGGUUGGAGUGUGGCAUAGGGAAGAUAUUUUUUCUCUCCGUACUAAUGGGAAUAUACUGUUUAUACCACCUGCAGCUUGUAAGUUUAUUUGAAAAAUACUGAAAUACAAAAGAAUCAGUUUCCUCCAAGUGCCUCCCUUUCAAACGGGAAAGUCUCCCCUGAGGUCUGUGGUGCUGCAGGUGGCAGGCUUGGCGGGAGGUGUGGCCGGGGGGAAACACCCACCAGCCUGCUGUGUAGAAACCCACGUGGGAGCUGGCGGGGACAGGGGUGACAAGGAUGGCAUGUGGUCGGAAGGGGCCCUGCGCCAGGUGGGCAGCUGGGUGGGUGGGGGGUGGUCCGGAGCGUGUGUGGGGAGCUGCUGGUUUUGUGAGUGUUGGGGCAGGAGUGCCUGAGUGGGGUGUUGAGGGCCCGGGCGUAGGACGCACGCUGUUCUGGUGGGAGGAGGUCACGGUUAAGGGAGAGCUGUUGACUCUGUGCGGGCCGUUCUGACACCUGUCAGUCUGGGUUGGGAUGCAAGCAGGCUUCUUUCAAGUGUCAGCCAUCUGCUGGCGGAGGUGACGUGUGUUUGUCCCCGAAGGGGCCGGGGUCUUUGGAGGGAUGGCCUCAGAAGGGAGGUGAGUCCAGAGGGCCCCGGGGGAGUCCCAUCUCGGGGGAGGGACUGAGGUCCCCAGAGUGGGACCAGAGUCCCCGUGCUGUGGGUGAGCGCUGCGCCUCACAGCCUCUCGGGUACCCCCUGUGCCCCCAUGUCCCCACCUGGGUACAUAGGUGGGGGUGAGGUCUCCACCCCUCUGCUGCCAGCUGCUGCUGUUCCUGAAUUUUUGUGGGUAGCAGUGUUCUUUCUACCCUCAGCUGACAGUCUGUUCAUCUCCUUAAUUAUUUUCUUGCUGUGCAUUCUUGGAAGAACACUGCACGGUUGGAGGGGUUAUUGAGGUUUUGAAAUUGUUCGCUCCAAGAAGGAAACAUCCAUAAGGUUUGUGCUCAAUCAGUGCAUGACUUCAGUGGCAGGCCCUGGGAAUUGCUUUCAUUUCUAAAGGAUAAUAAGAAAAAUGGAAGCAAGCUUAUUUGUUAUGUGUAGCUCAGAGUUCAGUAUAGAUAUCCCCUUUGGAAUAAUCAUCUUCGCAGCUCUGGGGUGAGGGGACCCUGAGCCAGAGGCAGAAGGGCCUGUGCUGUCUCACUUCCCGCCAUGGCCGUCAGCGGUGCCUCCCCCUCCCGCAGGUCUGAGUUCACUGACGCCAUCCUGUCCGUGCACCCGUCCGACGUGCUAGACAUGCCCGUGGACCCCAACGAACCCACCUACUGCCUGUGCCACCAGGUCUCCUACGGGGAGAUG